Molecule: messenger RNA, 459 nt
Organism: Micromonas pusilla CCMP1545
Lineage: Eukaryota; Viridiplantae; Chlorophyta; Mamiellophyceae; Mamiellales; Mamiellaceae
Exons: 1
Cellular component (GO): thylakoid; chloroplast
Molecular function (GO): peptidyl-prolyl cis-trans isomerase activity
Source: RefSeq, a predicted model, not a curated record
GAGUACCCCAAGUACGAGCGCACGGCAUCGGGGUUGCUCUUCCAGGAUCUGCGCUACGGCGAGGGCGACGCCGUCGCGCCGGGGCGUCGCGUCGUCGUGGACUGGGACGGCUACACGUUCUACCUCUCGCACGUCCUGCAGGCUCGGAACUUGCCCAAGGGGGGCGACUUCGAGCAGAACGACGACGCGUUCUUGUCGUUUAUCCCGGGAGACGGCACGGUCAUUCCCGCGUUCGACGAGUGCGUCAAAGACAUGCGCGUCGGCGGCAUCCGACGGUUCAUCGUCCGCCCCGGUCCGCUGUCGUACCCCGGGGUGCUCAAAGGGAACUGGAAGGAGGGUAAGGACGGCGUGGGCCCGGUCCCGGCGUCGUUGUCGGGGAAGCGCGCGCUGGAGUUUGUGAACAGGAACACGGCCAACGUUGACAAGAGUCUGCUCUUCGACGUGGAGAUUCUCGGCGUG